UGUACCAAGAACAUGGCGGUAGACUCUACGAUGGAGUUGCUGUUUUUGGACACUUUUAAACAUCAAAGUGCUGAGAUCACGAAUGUGGACGUUGUUCGAUUUCCCUGUGGAGUUCUUGUUAAUGAAGUGCGAGUGAUCCCUCCAGGAAUCCGAGCUCACAGUAACCUGCAGGACAGCAGGGUCUAUGGGGAGACAUCGCCACAUGCAUUUCAGCUCGACCUGUUUUUCAACAAUGUCAGCAAGCCAAGUGCCCCUGUCUUUGACAGGUUGGGAAGCCUUGACUAUGAUGAGAACAAAUCCAUUGUUUUCAGACCAAAUGGCAAGGUGAAUACAGAUGGGCUGGUGCUCAAAGGCUGGUAUAACUGCCUUACCCUGGCAGUCUAUGGAAUUGCAGAAAGGAGUCUUGGCCAUGACAGGGACUCUCCCCCGCCUCCGCCUCCCCCACCACCCCCACCUCAGCAGCAGGCUGCUAUAAAGAGGAACCCCAAACAUGAUUGGGAUAAAGAGGAUCAGUACAAUGGAAGCCCCCCCAGACCCCAGCCAAGAGGCCCUAGGACCCCCCCUGGACCUCCACCACCCGACGAUGAUGAGGAGGAAGCUGUCCCUGAGUCCGUGGGCAUAGACAAAGAGGAUGCUGAGGAGGGCCAGGAGGAUUUCUUUGAGCCCAUCUCCCCAGACCGAACCUCGAUACCCCCGGAAGAACCAUACUCAGACAUGGGAGAGCUGGACGAGGAGGAGGCAGCAGAGGGGGAGGUGGAGGAAGAGGACAUGGACGGGGAUGAGGAAGAGGAUGAUGACGAGAGGACUGUGGGCAGCAUCGUAGAGGAGGACGAGGAAGACGAAGAGGAAGAGGAGGAGGAGGAGGGUGAGGAGGAGGAUGAUGAUGAGGAAGGAGAAGGGGAUGAUGGCUACGAGCAGAUUUCUAGUGACGAAGAAGCCAUGCUGGAACAUGAAAGUUAUAAGUUCCCCAGCUUUGAUAUAAACUAUACGCCUGAAGAUUUAGCUUCAGUGCCCACCAUGCAGUACGAUCCUUACGAGAGGGAUAUCAGGCCCAUGCUAUACUUUAAUCCUCCGUACAGGACUAAAUUUGAAAUUGAAGUGAAUAAAAUGAAGGACAGUGAUUUGCAUGAGGAUGCUUCAAGUGCGGCAGAGCCAUCGGCCAAGUUGAUUGAGCUACUUGAACUAUACAGAGAAGAUCGAGGAGCCAAGUGGGUGAUGGCUUUGGAAGAGGUACCGGGCUUGCUUGUUAAGGGCCUGAGCUACCUCCAACUGAAAGACUCCACACACAGUCAUCUUGGACAGCUGGUAGACUGGACUAUGCAUGCCUUAUCUCUCCAGGCAGCCCUCUCGCAGCCCAUUGCACUCAAUGUAAGACAGCUGAAAGCUGGAACCAAGCUUGCUUCCUCUCUGGCUGAAUGUGGGUCCCAAGCCGUUGUGGCCCUUGUGGAGAAUGGCAUUAUAAACAGACUAUUUGAAUUGCUCUUUGCAGAGCAUGUGUCCUCGUCUCUAAAGCUGAACACGCUGAAGUCUUUGGAUAGCCUAAUCAGCAUUUCCGAAGGAAUGGAAGCCUUCUUGAACUGCACUCUGGAAGGACAAGAAAGGAGUGGCUAUCAGAAGCUGGUAGAACUGAUCUUGUUGGACCAGACUGUGCGUGUUGUUACUGCUGGUACUGCUAUUAUUCAGAAGGGUCAUUUUUACGAGAUUUUGUCAGACCUACAAAAAACAGCCAGCCAGAUGGGCGAGAUAAUUCCACCUCUGUCAAGUAACACUGAGCAAGAGCCUGAGCCAGAUUAUGGCCAGGAAAAGACAGGCAAGGAAGAGGAGGGGGACCUUGAGGCUCCCAUGGACAUGGAUCCCCUUUUGGAGUCUUCUAAUGUAAACGAGGGGGACAUAGAGAAACUCAUCAGCGUGCUUUAUGAACUGCUACAUUUGAUGGAGACAGCACCGCAUACUAUGAUUCAGCCCCCAGUGAAAUCAUUUCCGACCACAGCUCGAAUAACCGGGCCUCCAGAGAGGGAUGACCCCUAUCCAGUUCUUUUCAGGUACAUGCACAGCAGGCACUUCCUCGAGUCUCUAACUGUGGUGCUGUCCAUCCCAGCCACAAGUCUCCACCCAGGUGUUUUACAGGCAGUCAAGGACCUCUUGAGGUUCAUGGCCCAGACACAGAAGGGCCUCCUCUUCCUUAUGGCUGAACAUGAUGCAACCAAUUUGCUGACAAGGGUUCUCACUCAGAUCUCGGAGCAGGACCCUGAUGAGGGCAUCCAAGCAGACAGUUCAGGCGAGGACCCAUUUGCAGUCUGGCUGAUGCAGGCCCUGCAUGCCUUGCAGUGUGUGGCUGAGCUUUUUGAUCACUUUGGCGGUGAGGCGUGCAUUGAGGAGGGGGACAGCACUGAGCUGCUGGGAAUCCUGCACAGCCUCUAUCUGAUCUCCUUCAACUCCACGGGGAGGUCUGCUGUGUCUCACGUGUUGAGCUCAGACCAGAAUUUCUCUUGUCUCAUCACUCUACUUGAGCAUUAUUCCAAGGAGGGUUUAGGGGAAACAAAAUCAAGAAAGUCUGUGACGUACAAUUAUGCCUGCAUGCUUGUUUUGCUGGUGGUUCAGUCGUCCAAUGAUGUUCGAAUGCUUGAGCACUACGGCGCACCCCUUCUCAAAGUCUGUAAGGCUGAUGAGAACAAUGUCAAACUGCAAGAGCUCAGCAAAUGGCUUGAACCUUUAGAGAAAUUGCAGUUCGAAAUUAAUUGCAUUCCAGGUCUUAUUGAAUAUAUUAAACAGAAUCUUGAUAACUUGAUAACUCAAGAAGGUGCUGGGCUCAUGACGGCCCUCCGUAUUCUCUGCCAAAUUGCCUGUACGCCCCCUGCUGUCGAAGCUGGACAACAAAAGGACUUGAAGUGGAACCUGGCAGUUAUUCAGCUUUUCUCAGCUGAGGGGAUGGACACCUUCAUCAAAAUUCUUCAGAAACUGAACAGUAUCCUCAUCCAGCCCUGGAGACUGCACGGCAACAUGGGCACCAGCCUGCAGCGUUUCAUGAUCGUCUCUGUCGCCUGUAGCACCCUCCGCCUCCUCAAGUGCAUGCUGACCGAGCUGCUGAGGAGCGGCUCCUUCGAGUUCAAGGACACGCGGGUGCCCUCCACCCUGGUCGCCCUGCACAUGAUCCUCUGCUCUGUUCCCGUCUCUGGACGCCUGGACUCGGAGGAGCAGAAGAUCCAGAGCGAAAUCAUUGACAUCCUGCUCACCUUCACCCAGGGGGUCAACGAGCAAGCUACAGACACUGAGGAGACUCUGUCCAACAACACCUGGUCUCUGAUGCUGAAAGAGGUCCUCUCCACUGUGCUGAAAACUCCAGAAGGCUUUUUUUCCGGACUUGCUCUUAUAUCAGAGUUGCUGCCUCUUCCCCUGCCAAUGCAGACGACCCAGGCUAUUGCACCGCAGGAUAUUGCAGUUGCCCUUAAUACACGGAAACUGUGGAGCAUGCACCUUCAUGUUCACGCUAAGCUACUGCAGGACAUUGUGCGAUCCUUCUCUGGGACGACUUGUCAGCCCCUGCUGCACAUGCUGAGGCGGGUGUGUGUCCAGCUGUGCGACCUGGCUUCUCCAACAGCACUUCUCAUCAUGAGGACAGUGCUCGAGUUGAUAGCGGAGGAGCUGGAAAUCCCUCCUGAAGGGAAAGAGAAGGCUUGCACUGUGGAGACCACCCGGCUCUUUGCCCUCCUGGACUCCUUAGCCUCGCACCGCGCAUGUAAAGUGGCUGUCUUGCACCUUCUCAGUGGAGCCAAUAAGGGAGACGAGAAGUUUCCUGAGUUGUUUCCUUCCAUUUUAGGACAGCUGCAGCCCACAGGCGACAACAACAUGCACCAGCAGCACUGUGCCGAGUUCAUCGCAACUUUCAUACAGUCUCUUUGUGAUCAGGAUAUUGCGCUGAUUGUAACCAGCCCUGCAGAGAGUUCAGUCUCGGAAACGGAGCAGCUUGCCAAUGCCCUCCCGUCAAAGGAUCUUCUGUCCUCCAUAUGUGACAGAAUGCUUGAAGCAUUAACCAGCACUGAGAUCAGCUACACCCUGGUGCUUACCUGUAUCAGAACAAUGAUGUUCUUAACAGAGCACCAUUAUGGAUUCUUCUACUUAAGGAGCUCCUUGAAGAAACAUGACACUGCCCUCUUCUGCCUGCUGAAACGAGUGGUCGUAUCGUUCAACAAGGAAUCUGCUGAGCUGGUUUCGGCCCUCUUGGAUUUCCUUAGACAGAUCUUAAACACUGACACCCUGGGAUGCUGUGGCGAUGAAAGCACGACCCCCAUGGAUGUAGAUGGAAGCAGCCCUACUCGAUCCUUGGCACUCAGUGUGACAGAGAUGAAACAACUUCUGCAAUGGAAGGAGAGCUCUCAGGAUCACUUGCUUCAUGAUCUAGAGAAGCAAAUCACAGAAUAUUCUAAAGAUGACGAUAGCCUUGAAUCUGUGCUGGAAAAUGUGGUCGGACUCAGGCAGAUGCUGGAAAGUGCCAGUAAUGCUACUGUUUCAACUGAACAGGACACAGAACCUGUCCUUCCUGCAGCAGAGAGUCUGCAAACCCAAUUCAAUAACAGGACUGUGUACGUUCUGGCAGAUGUAUUUGAUGACCAGCUGAAGACAUUAUGGUUUUCUCCAUUCCAAGCAGAAGAGAUUGACAUUGGCCUUGAUAUGGUGAAAGUUGAUUUGGUGGAGUUGUCGCAGAGAUGCUGCACUGAUUUUGACCUGAAGGCAGAGCUGGAGAGGUCUUUCCUGAUGGAACCUUCUUCUCCUGGAAGGUCAAAGGCAGCCAAGGGUUUCAAACUGGGAAAACAUAAGCAUGAAACAUUCAUCACAUCGAGUGGGAAGUUGGACUACAUAGAACCUGCCAAAAGAGCCCAUAUUAUGGCUCUUCCUAGAGGGCGGGGCAGGGGAGCAUUCGGACAGCUCUGCAGACCUCACGAUAUUUUCCGACAAAGAAAACAGAACACUAGCCGACCACCGUCCAUGCACGUGGACGAUUUUGUUGCAGCAGAAAUAAAAGAUAUUGGUCCUCCUACUGGCUUGCUUCUACCAAAAAGGACUGCCAAAGGCUCUCUAAAAGCUUUGUCUCGAGGUCUGUUCUCUGGGAACAGAGGUGGUCGGGGGGUUUUCCACAGUCAGACCCGAUUUUUCUCACCCCCAGUUCCAAAAGGUUUGUGUACUUCCAGGGACUUGUGCAGACCGUGGGAAACAGCUAUCGCACAGCACCCCCUGCCAGUGACACAUGGAGCUGCACUUGCACUUCUAAGGAGAAAUUACAAUCGUAGAGAAGGUGGCCGUGGGUCUGCUUGGAGUCCGCAGGGUACACCUGGCACGCAUCGAGGAACAUACAACGAAGUUAGAGGUGGGCAGAGCAAUUUCAACCGAGGACCUCCCCAAUCCAGACAGCCUGCUGCAGGUGGUUACCGGCUAGCUCCUCGGGACCGUGCCCCUCGUGGUCGGGGAGUGGGCCCCUCGUGGGCCAGUGGAGGGGGGGGAGGCAGUGGUUCCAGAGGGAAGUUCGGUGGUGGAGGCGGCAGUGGUAGCAGCAGUGGUGGCCGAGGAAGACACGUCCGCUCCUUUACCAGAUAAACCUGCCGUUUUUGCACCUUUUUUCAAAAUUGUCACCAGCAAGAAAAUGCAAUGGAAAGAACUGUAGACAUGUGAAAUGUUUCAUCCUUGUAAGAAACUGCCAGAUGUCCUGUGAGGAUUUAAGGCACUGAAGGACCAAUGUGGAUUUUAUUGUAUUGUCUUGAGACAAUAAAGACUUUGUUUGUUUUGUUUGA
This is a messenger RNA of Polyodon spathula (Mississippi paddlefish), 5783 nucleotides long. RefSeq names its product vir like m6A methyltransferase associated (gene virma). Gene Ontology annotation, molecular function: RNA binding. NCBI's taxonomy places the organism in Eukaryota, Metazoa, Chordata, Actinopteri, Acipenseriformes, Polyodontidae. The transcript has 24 exons. The record is from RefSeq and is a predicted model, not a curated record. The coding region runs from base 13 to 5589 and encodes 1858 amino acids. Gene Ontology annotation, cellular component: RNA N6-methyladenosine methyltransferase complex.